GGGCUAAUGCAACCAGAAUGAACUGGUUUGGGAGACAAAGCUGGGGUUGGGAGGAGACAGAAGCAACAGGAGACAGAAGUUUCCCUCAACUCUGCAACCGACCGGAGAACAACAUGAAGGCCGAGAUGCUGCUGCUGCUGCUGGUUGCCUUCAUCAGCAUCCAGACUGUAGCUGGAGGGAAAAACAAGAAAGAGAAAAACAAACCCUCGGAUUCCGGGUCAGAAUGCUCCGACUGGCGCUAUGGCAACUGUGUCCCUAGCAACGGGGACUGUGGAGCUGGCUUCAGAGAGGGGUCAUGUGACCAGCAGACCAAGAAGAUGAAAUGUAAAGUGCCCUGCAACUGGAAAAAGGACUUUGGAGCUGACUGCAAGUACCGGUUUGGUAGCUGGGGAGAGUGUGAUCCAACCUCCGGCUCACGGACCAGAACAGGGACUUUGAAGAGGGCUCUUUAUAACGCGGAAUGCCAACAAACUAUUUUAGUCUCCAAACCCUGUCCUGGAACACCCAAGACAAAAACCACAGGAAAGAAGAGAAAAGGGAAGGGGAACUAGAAGAGUCUCCAGAGAGUCUUCAGAACGACAAAGCAAACUUUAAUUGUCUGAACCAGCUGGACGGUUGAACCAACACAGAUAGAGCUUAUUUCCAUUCACACAUUUGUCACUGUUCUCCGGGUUUCCUACAUCAUGGCAUUUUUAAACAGAUACGAGAAGUCUGGACUUUACAAUAAAUGUAUAAAAAUACACUAAACCUGUAGAUUAGAACUGAUAAAGGGAGAAUGAAUGCAACAUUACACAAUGUUUGUAUUAUAAAUCUGCCUCUCCACAUCUAUGUUAUGAUAGAAUUAUUAUAAAUAUAAAAACUUGAGUAUCCAACAUGUGACUCGUUAGUAUAAAAUCUCUCUGCUUUGGGUCAUUUGAUGUCGGCAGCGUUGAUAUACAAACUGAACAAUCCAGUCAAGAAUGUGUUCAUUCCACGUAUUCUAACCACCAUAGUUACUUGUGGAUGUCUUCUACUUUACAUGUUGUUUAAACCAUUUUCUGAGGACUUCACUAAAUUUGAUUUAUUCUCCCAUCUUCCUUCCAGUUAGAAACUUGAUUUUUUGUCCUGUAGAUGGAUUGAUGCUACUGCUUUCCUUUUAUUAAAGUCUAAGAACACACUGUCA
Amphiprion ocellaris (clown anemonefish) is the source of this 1162-nucleotide messenger RNA. RefSeq names its product midkine-B-like. Lineage: Eukaryota; Metazoa; Chordata; Actinopteri; Pomacentridae. The record is from RefSeq and is a predicted model, not a curated record. The transcript is spliced from 5 exons. Bases 18 to 551 code for a protein of 177 amino acids. Gene Ontology annotation, molecular function: growth factor activity.